Acanthosepion pharaonis is the source of this 2541-nucleotide messenger RNA. NCBI's taxonomy places the organism in Eukaryota, Metazoa, Mollusca, Cephalopoda, Sepiida, Sepiidae. The record is from the annotation of a GenBank genome assembly.
AUGGAGAAUUAUUCCGAUCAGUCAUUAAAGAAAGACGAUUCGAUUGGAGAUAUUUUCGUUGAUAGUUUCUUUCAUCGGCCGAAUUUACUCACUUUAUUUCUUUUCUUUAUUCCCUCAUUCUUUCUGUCUGACUUUCGUCUAUUUUCUUUUUUCUUUCUUUCUUUCUUUCUUUCUUUCUUUCGUUAUUUAUUUAUUUAUUUAUUUCUCAUUUUACUUUAUUUACCUUUAUUUUCUUAUUCUUUUUUCAUAUUACCGUUAUUUUUUCUUUCUUUCGUUUAUUCCCUUCUUCUUGCUUUCUUUCAUUCCCAUUUUCCUUUACUUUCUUUUCCUUUCUUUCCUCUCUUUCUUUAUUUCUUUAUUAUAUCUUUCUUUCUUGUUUUCUUUUCCUUUUUUAUUUCUUUAUUUCCUUAUUCAUUCAUUCUUUCUCACUUUCUUUUAUUUUCUUUCUUUCUUUUUUAUUUACUUAUUCUAUCUUCCUUUUUCAUUUUGUUUAUUUUCUUUUUUCUUUCUUUCUUUCGUUCUCAUUUUCGAUUAUUUUCUUUUUUCUUUCUUUCGUUUAUUUCCUUGUUCUUUCUUUCUAAUUUUCCUUUAUUUUCUUUCUAUCUUUCUUUCUUUUAUUUACUUAUUCAAUUAUUCUUUCUUAUUUUUGUUUAUUUUCCUUUUCUUUCAUUCUUUAUUUCUUUAUUCUUUCUUUCUUUUUUUCUCACUUUCGUUUAUUUUCCUUUUCUUUCAUUCUUUAUUUCUUUUAUUCUUUCUUUCUUUUUUCUCACUUUCGUUUAUUUUCCUUUUCUUUCAUUCUUUAUUUCUUUAUUCUUUCUUUCUUUUUUUUCUCACUUUCGUUUAUUUUCCUUUUCUUUCAUUCUUUAUUUCUUUAUUCUUUCUUUCUUUUUUUCUCACUUUCGUUUAUUUUCCUUUUCUUUCAUUCUUUAUUUCUUUAUUCUUUCUUUCUUUUUUUCUCACUUUCGUUUAUUUUCCUUUUCUUUCAUUCUUUAUUUCUUUAUUCUUUCUUUCUUUUUUUCUCACUUUCGUUUAUUUUCCUUUUCUUUCAUUCUUUAUUUCUUUAUUCUUUCUUUCUUUUUUUCUCACUUUCGUUUAUUUUCUUUUUUCUUUCUUUAUUUCAUUAUUCUUUCUUUCUUUCUUCUUCUUCUAUCUAUCUAUCUAUCUAUCUAUCUAUCUAUCUAUCUAUCUAUUUCAGCCUGUCCUUAUCUAUCUAUCUACCUAUCUAUAAAUAUUCUGUUUUUAUCUAUCUAUCUAUCUAUCUAUCUAUCUAUCUAUCUAUCUAUCUAUCUAUCUAUCUAUCUCAGCAUGUUCUUAUGUAUCUAUCUAUCUAUCUAUCUAUCUAUCUAUCUAUCUAUAUAUAUAUAUAUAUAUAUCUCCGGCCAUUAUCUAUCUAUCUAUCUAUCUAUCUAUCUAUCUAUCUAUCUAUCUAUCUAUCUCAUUCUGUUCAUCUAUCUAUCUAUCUAUCUAUAUGUCUAUCUAUCUAAGCCUAUUCCUCUAUUCUGUUCAUAUCUAUCUAUCUAUCUAUCUAUCUAUCUAUCUAUCUAUCUAUCUAUCUAUUUCAGUCUGUUCAUAUCUAUCUAUGUAUCUCAGUCUGUUCAUAUCUAUCUAUCUAUCUAUCUAUCUAUCUAUCUAUCUAUCUAUCUAUCUCAGUCUGUUCAUAUCUAUCUGUCAAUCUAUCUAUCUCAUCUGUUCAUAUCUAUCUAUCUAUCUAUCUAUCUAUCUAUCUAUCUAUUUCAGUCUGUUCAUAUCUAUCUAUGUAUCUCAGUCUGUUCAUAUCUAUCUAUCUAUCUAUCUAUCUAUCUCAGUCUGUUCAUAUCUAUCUGUCAAUCUAUCUAUCUCAGUCUGUUCAUAUCUAUCUAUGUAUCUCAGUCUGUUCAUAUCUAUCUAUCUAUCUAUCUAUCUAUCUAUCUCAGUCUGUUCAUAUCUAUCUAUGUAUCUCAGUCUGUUCAUAUCUAUCUAUCUAUCUAUGUAUCUAUCUAUCUAUCUAUCUAUCUCAGUCUGUUCACAUCUAUCUAUGUAUCUCAGUCUGUUCAUAUCUAUCUAUCUAUCUAUCUAUCUAUCUAUCUAUCUAUUCUCUUCUAUCAACAUAUCUAUUUCACUCUGCUUGUGCAUCUAUAUAUCUGUCUCAGUCUUUUUUUCUAUAAAUAUUUGCUGAUCUGUCUGUCUAUCUAUCUAGCUAGCUAUCUAUUUUUUAUCUAUCUAAUCUGUUUCUUUCACAAUCUCUUCAUCUAUCUAGGUAUCUAUCUGUCUAUUUCACUCUGUUCAUGUAUCUAUCUAACUACCUAUCUCAAUCAUUUUGCCACUGUUAAUAUCAAUUCGUAUAUGUUUCGAUCUCAAUCUUUUCUAAUCUAUCGCCCGAUUGACCUCGGUCUGUACACAUUCCUUUCAUCUAGCCCCCGGCCCACACGGCACCCAAUCCCCCGUCUCUCUCUCUCUCUCUCUCUCUCUCUCUCUCUCUCUCUCUCUCUCCCCAUACAUGCACACGCACGCAUAUUUCAUGUAAAAGAAGCAUUUGUUGGCGUUUCCUACACCCACACUUGA